Messenger RNA from Pyrus x bretschneideri (Chinese white pear), 1247 nucleotides. Its product is annotated as F-box/kelch-repeat protein At3g23880-like. NCBI's taxonomy places the organism in Eukaryota, Viridiplantae, Streptophyta, Magnoliopsida, Rosales, Rosaceae. The record is from RefSeq and is a predicted model, not a curated record. The transcript is spliced from 7 exons. Gene Ontology annotation, molecular function: protein binding. The coding region runs from base 1 to 903 and encodes 300 amino acids.
AUGGCGGAUGAUGGUGGAGAAUUGUUGAUCUUCUCCUCCAACUAUGAAGAUAUAAUCGUCGAGAUACUUUCAUGGCUACCGGUUAUAUCUCUCCUCCGAUUCUGUUGUGUAUGCAAGUCAUGGCGUGCCUUAAUCUCCACUUCCGAUUUCAUCACCAAGCACCUAGGACGUACCAACUACAACGAUAACAAUAAGAAUAUCUUGAUCAUCUUUGAACGUCCCUUUCGACUUUCCCGUCACUUUUGUGAUCCCCCAUCUCGAUUUCCCCAAAUCGUAGACUACCUAUCACUGAAGAAGAAGAACGUUGUCUCCAGCGUCUCCGCCUCCGAGUCUGCAGCAGCAAUACGUAGAGACCUUGAAGAUGAAUUUCCAGAUGAUACUAGUCUCAAGGAUUCAACCCUUGUGGGUUCUUGCAAUGGCCUCAUCUGCCUACUACUUGAACCUCCACGUGAUGACUGGUCUCACUCGUACAGAAAACGGUAUGAAAACAAAAGACUUCUCUUGUGGAACCCUAGUACCAGAACAGCCCGUAAGCUACCAGACAUCGAUUUUUUGCCUUCGAGCCCAAGUUUUUAUGGAUUCGGCUAUGAUUCCACCACUCAAGACUACAAGGUCCUUUUGGGCGGUUUUGAUUAUCCCGCUGAAAGAAAAUUGGUUGCAAUCUUUGCACUUAAAACGGGUUCAUGGAAGAUUGUUAGUGAAAGCUACCUCCAGGUUUCCGACAUAAACAUGCGAGGGUGCUUCUUAAAUGGAGCUCUACAUUGGACUGAUAUGAACUCUACGAAUACUGGAACAACAAUCAGAAUUAAAUUUGUACCAAUUUGGUUUCGAUUGGAAUUUCUGGGCUCAUCUAAUCCAACAUUUCCAGAAAAGCUAGGGUUUUCUGAACCUGAUACUCGGUGACCUUUAGAGCAGCUUCAUUCUCUCUUCUUCUCCGACCAUGGUUGCUGAUCCACAGGGCAUCAAGAUCAUUUGAUGAGUAUGAAGGGUAGAAGUUGCUUAGAACCAGUUCAAGCUCUAAUCAUUUAGCAAUCAAAUAUCCUCAGUCAUAGGUACAAUGUAACCUUCUUUCUUGAAGAUGAGACCGAUAAUGAGGCAACUACAAUGUCUCACAAAAAAGAAAAAAAAAAUCAUAAGACCUCUUUUUAUCAGUGGCAAAAAAAGGUUGCACCCUACUAAAUAAUAUCUUUUCCUAUAUUUAAUCUUUAGUAACAGUCUUUUAUACCUUGGAAACAUAAUUUUUCAUA